AUGCUGCGCCCGACUGGCAGCCGCUGGCCGAUAGACGCCGCCGUGUCCGAGGCCUCCGCCCUUCCCUUUGGCGUGCUCAUCGCUCCCCUAGCCCCCUCGCCCAAGCCACGCUUUACCCCCUUAUCAGAAUCGGAUCUCACGGAAACUGCACGCGCCACCCACAUCGCUGCCGCUGCCCCAGGCGCCCAUGAUCUCCCGCGAUGCCGCCCGUGCGGCGGCUAUAUUUCGGCCAAGUGCAACAUGAAUGCGCGCUACUGGCGCUGUGCCUUGUGUAACGCGAAGAAUGACCUACCAUCGCGCUACUCCUCCACCGUCCUCUCAACAGCGUCGGAUGCUAUCGAGCAUGUGCCGGAGAUUUCAAGAGAUGUUUAUGAUGUGCCUGUUUUUGACAACCCCGCUACACAUGACGAAGGGGCUGUUCAGCCAGCCGCUUAUAUCUUUCUCAUCGAUGAGUCGGGCGAUCAGCAGUAUCUCGAUGCAGCGCGCACGGCAGUGAAAUCUGCUUUGGAUGUUAUUGAAGGUGAGUCCCUGGUCGGUGUCAUGUUGUACAGUGAAUACUUGAGUUUUUUAGACGUGCGAGGAGGCCAACCUCUGCUUCGCCGCGUAUCUGCGCUCGACGAUGACGUUCCCAUUCCACAAGUUUUCCCGCCAGACCAAUGGCUCAGGUUGACAUCCGGGAAAGGCGUCAACGAGGCCAUCAUCGAAGCCCUCAGCAAGCUUUCACCCACUCCGGCAAACAAACGCAUCAAACGUGCGCUCGGGCCGGCCGUGAAGGCAGUACUGGAUUUUAUCGAGAGCGCGGAACUUCUUGCGGCUCGCUGCGUUGUGAUCGGGGCGGGCGAGCCCAAUUUUGGACUUGGCGAAAUUCGAGUUCCUGAUCACAACGCUACUGUCAAGGAUAGAUUUCCGUCACCCGUUGAGCCUUUUUUCGCGGAUCAGGGUGCCAGGGCAUCGUUGCUGGGAGCUAUGAUUGAUCUAUAUUUAGUCUCGCGCAUGCCCAUUGAUGUCGCUUCCAUCUCCCCUGUGGCGCAAAUCAGCGGUGGUAGAUUAAUCUUGUACGAAUCAGGUGAGUCCAGGCUGCCACAGGACGUCUGGCAGCAUCUCAAUGAUCCAGCUGUUGUGCGAGGAUUGCUGCGGCUAAGGUGUUCCAAGGAAUUGAAAGUGUUAGAUUUGCACGGGGGCGGAGUCUAUCGCGAUUUGCAAGUUCCAGACGUUUUCCGACUCAGCUGCCAUGGACAUACAUCAACUUUAGCUGCUGAAUUGGACUUUGCGACUCCCGAGGGUCUCGUGAAGGGAUCGAGAGCUCCAUGUGUACAGGUGGCUUUUCGAGGGGUGUUCUUGGAGCCUGGUAUGUUGCCUCAGAAGGUGUUGCGGGUGGAGACACAGACAUAUCCGGCAUCUUCGUCCAAGAAAUCUAUCUGCGGGGAGGCAGAUGCUAAUGCAGUUACAACGCUUGUGUUCCACAAGGCAAUUGCAAGAGCGGAUAAACAUGGAAUCGGAGAGGCCCGAAUGCUACUCUUUGACUGGCUCGCUAACUUGUUGGCAAAGACUGCGAUUCCGUUUGCCGAUGACAAAAAGGAAUUGAGAAUUGAUCCGUCACUACUCAACUAUCCAUCUUUGAAGAUGAUUCCGCGGGUCGUCUUUGGGCUCAUACGAAGCUUUCUGUUCCGACAAGAAUCAGUUUCACCAGAUGUAAGGGCUUCAUUGCGGUGCAUAUGGGAAGACCUGAGCCCGGAACUGCUAACAGCUGCUGCAUACCCCCGGCUAUUUUCAUUUUUGAACUUAGAUGAGAAAAGCAUCAAAGCGCUUGCGUUGUCCUCUCUCGAAGUGAAACAGAGCGGACACCCGAUAUUUAUGCUCGAUGCAUUUUCAGAAGUUGUGAUCUACUACGCGCAGGCCAACCGUCGCGACCUGACGUUCCCCCCUCCUGAAUCUAGCCUGAUAAUGAGACUACGAGCAGCAAGCAUACGAGACCGACCGAUAACACCGAAGUGCAUCAUUUGCAGAGAAGGAACCUCAAAAGACCGCUGGUUUAAGUCGUUGUUGAUCGAAGACCCAGUGCCAGGGGCUGCGGCGCAAUCUUUUUCGGCAUUCAUCCAAGGCGUUACUGACUCAGCUCAAGAAUUGUUAGGAGCAACUUUACAAUAGAUAUACUAGACAAGCUUAUUCGAGAUGACCUGUUCUUUUAACUGCGGGAAAAGGGGUUUUGAAGACGCCGGCCUUUCCUCCUCGACGUAGAACGAGUAGCGGCAGGGUACAGAUGUACCGUUGUCGUCUGAGGAAUUAGAUUAUAGUGAAUAGUGUUUACGCAAACCAAUAUGGUAAAUAUUGUUGAGGGGUCCCUGUUGAAGGCCGAUUUAAUUUUUGUUUGCUUUUGAGUUUUAAAAAAACAAUUGAAAGCACACCUGUUCCCGCCGCAUUGCUGUGUUCAAAGCUCCGCAUAAAGUUGCAAAUUUCAGGAUCCAUGAUGCAAGCGUCAUCCGCCAUCUACAGCCGUACACGUGUACGUCGAUGCCACGUGCAAAUCUUUAUCUCCCCGCCAAUUACUAAGCAUAGCUCCUGGCCUCUCAAUCAAACGAAGCAGCCUGCCACGGGCUGUGGCACAAUUCUUCCGAGGUGAACACAACCACAGCUCCGUUCUCCUCCACAAUCUCGGCGUAUCUUUCCCGCUACCACUGUCCCAGACCUCCUUCCCACUUCGAUUCUCCGAGUUUCUGCCAUAGCGCACUGGUUCUCGCCAUGGCCCCAGCAUUUGUAUCAUCGCUUCCUCUCACGUCAAGCCGUACCCCAACCUUCGGCACCGCCGUCUGCGUUGCGCGGCCAAAAUCCCUCGCAGCGAAACGACCAACUGGCGUCGUGCGCAUGUCCGCUGAUGGGGGAAAGGAAAAACAGAGUCUGAUGGACUGGUUGCACGACAAGUUUAUGCACAAUGCUCUUUGGGAAGGCGAUGAGGAAGCCGGCUACGAGCUUUUCUUCAAGGCCGCCAUGGAUGCCCGUGACGAGGCAAAGAAGAAGGCGUACGCUAAGCAAGCGGAGGACAGCAAGAAUUAAGUUACAGUUUGUUGGAUGCGGAUUGUCGUGCAAUAAGAGGAAAUAACUUGUGCUCGAGCUUUCCGUUUGAAGCGGUUGAUUGGCUUUGUCGCGGGUGAGGGGCUGCAUUAUCAUGGCCGAGAGAGUCGCUUUGGCUAAUUCUAAGGGCUUGUGCUUGCUUCCUUCUGGAAAAUAUAAACACGUAUCUGUGAGCUUUUAACA
Molecule: messenger RNA, 3252 nt
Organism: Chondrus crispus (carragheen)
Lineage: Eukaryota; Rhodophyta; Florideophyceae; Gigartinales; Gigartinaceae
Exons: 2
Coding region: 1-2148 (715 amino acids)
Biological process (GO): endoplasmic reticulum to Golgi vesicle-mediated transport; COPII-coated vesicle cargo loading; intracellular protein transport
Cellular component (GO): endoplasmic reticulum exit site; COPII vesicle coat
Molecular function (GO): SNARE binding; zinc ion binding
Source: RefSeq, a predicted model, not a curated record